This is a messenger RNA of Ostertagia ostertagi, 339 nucleotides long. NCBI's taxonomy places the organism in Eukaryota, Metazoa, Nematoda, Chromadorea, Rhabditida, Trichostrongylidae. The record is from the annotation of a GenBank genome assembly.
AUGCUCGGAGUAACACUUCUGCCGUUACUUGCGAUGUUGAUGGUGAACCAUCCUAUAGUUUUGUCGCAAGUUGGAUCAAAUAACUCAUCAUCUACUUCGAGUGCUGCUGCAACGACGGUCGCGUCUUCGUCGGGAGCAACGGCUGCUUCGAGCACGGCUUCGUCGGGAGCAACGGCUGCUUCGAGCACGGCUUCGGCCUCAUCGGGGACGACAACUGCUGCCGGCUCGGUUUCAUCGGAGUCAACGACUGCUUCGGGCUCGGUUUCGUCGGAGUCAACGACCGCUUCGGGUGAAACAACAACUGCUUCUGAGUCCACGACCACUGCUAACCCUAGUUAG